This is a messenger RNA of Mytilinidion resinicola, 1577 nucleotides long. RefSeq lists its product as uncharacterized. The transcript is spliced from 2 exons. Bases 289 to 1251 code for a protein of 320 amino acids. NCBI's taxonomy places the organism in Eukaryota, Fungi, Ascomycota, Dothideomycetes, Mytilinidiales, Mytilinidiaceae. The record is from RefSeq and is a predicted model, not a curated record.
CUCUCGAUCCUAAACCAUCGUCUCUCAUCACUUUUCACACGCCGCGAUCCCGUCCUCACCCUCUUUAACCCAGCCAAGUACGCCGCGACCACCCCAACACAACGUCGUCCGCACCAACAACGAGCUGGGGGACCUCAAACAGCAGCUUGAAGACGAAAAAAGGCUUCGCUCUGAGCUGCAAAACACCACCAACCUUUACUACGCGGAAACCAAGGCUGCCAAUCCAAGCUUGAGGUCGCCUAGGGCCGUAGCUUGAGAAAGCUUAAGCGUCGGGCGCUAAAUUGGGCAAUGGGGACUUCCGACAGCAAGCCCUCCGAAGAGGGACAGGAACGACAGCCUAAGCCAUAUGGCGUGUCUGUCAAUUCAACGAUUAUCACAUUGAACCCAUCGUGCCGCGCACUAUACAAUGGCAUGAUCAGCAUUAUCAAGAAGAACAAAUACUCAGACCUUCUAGUCAUUUGCGGAAGUGAUCGGUAUCCAGUCCAUAGGGCCGUUGUCUGCCCUCGUUCGACCUGGUUCGAAGACAAAUGCGAACUAGCUCUCCGCGGUCUCGAUUACUCAUCACCCGCCACGCCAAUGAAAAUUUGGCUUGAGCCAGGCGAGGAACCUCAUAUCAUUGCGGCCGUUCUCACCUAUCUCUACACCCUAGACUAUGGCCCCGAUGGACCAAGUCUAUCCUUCGGCCUCCCUCACGAUCAGAGUAGCAUCCACUCCGAAGGCUCUACCGCGACAGACGUUCGCCUCGCAUCUCCCUCACCCGACAUCGAUGGUGUAGACAUCUUCUCUAUACUCUCUGAUGAUCAAGAUACAGACUACGAAGAAGGUGUGCGAACGCCGACAUCGAGCUGGCGGCCCCAAUCAUCAACACCGUUUGCAGAUGGAUCGCCUCAAUCUGCGAGCACCGACCAGACUCUUCAUGACGACGGUGAUCCAGGAACCCACCCAAAUGCACUCACCCUCCAUUGCCAGAUCUACCUAGCCGCUCACCGCUUUGGCAUUGCACCACUAGCAGAAAUCUCAAAGGAUAAGUUCACAAAAGCGCUCCGUGACAAUAACUCCUCGGCCGACCUCAUUCCGUGCAUUCGCGAGGUGUAUCGGCAGCAAAGCAGUAACCCGACUGCGUCUACGCUCAAACAAGACGUGAUCAAAGCUGCAAGGUCGAGAUUUCGGAAGUUGAAGGAGGAGGAGGGGUGGGAGGCGCUUGUGAUAGAGUUUCCGGAGUUUGCGGCCGAUAUGCUGAGGGGUAUGUGAGAGCCAAAAUGAAGCGUUAAGGGAAAUGGAUGGGAGUAAUCUGGCGUUUUUGUUUCGUGAAAGUAAAUGCAUCAGUCAUUUCCACGCUACGGUACACGAAUCGGGUCUUUGAACUUUUGCAGGAGAUGGCAAGAAGUUUGUAACUUAGUUGGGGCAAAUGGUGAUCAACCCUUACAGUACUGGGUUAUAAGUCUAGGCACACGGAUUGAUCACUGCUCAGCUCUGAUCUUGAUCACUUGACGCCACUGUGAGGAGCAAGCCAGCUAGUAAUUAGUCAGUCAGUCAAGAGGCAGUCUAAUUCUCACUACUUCAAACUUGACAUCGCG